UUAAGAAGUGCUAGAGCGUUGUAAAAUAAAAGUUAUAUUUUUAGUUACAAGAGUAAAGAUGUUUUCCAGUGGUCCCAAUUAUACUAAACUAAAGACCAACCUGCGAUUGGCAGUAAAUCGUUUAAAAUUGUUAGAAAAGAAAAAAGCGGAAAUUGCCCAAAAAUCUCGCAAAGAAAUUGCUGAUUUCUUGGCAAAUGGCAAAACUGAAAGGGCACGUAUACGUGUCGAACAUAUUAUUAGGGAAGAUUAUUUGGUGGAAGCCAUGGAAGUAGUUGAAAUGUAUUGUGACUUACUAUUGGCCAGAUUUGGCUUGGUGACUCAAAUGAAGGAACUGGACGACGGCAUAGCAGAGGCAGUUUCUAGUGUUGUGUGGGUGUGUCCCCGUUUGCAGAGUGAUAUUUCCGAACUGAAAGUGAUUUCCGAUAUAUUCAUUCAGAAAUAUGGUCCGCAAUUUGCUGAAAAGGCCAGAACAGCAACGGGCGAUCAUCAUGUUUCGGAAAAGUUAAUGCACAAACUGCAACUACAGGCUCCGCCCAAAUUAUUGGUGGAAAAGUAUUUAAUUGAAAUUGCCAAGAACUAUAACAUUGAAUAUGAGCCUGAUCCACAAGUAUUAAAUGAGGAAAAGGAAGAUCGAGAUCAAAACCUUAUAGAGUUAGCAGAACGCAACAAUUUGGGUGGAGGCGGUGGCUCUGGUGUUCCACCACAAAUGGGCUUCAUUGGUUAUCCAACAGUACCACCAUUACCUCAUAUGCCUGAACCACCAUCUAAUAAGCCAUUCAACUAUCCACCCUAUGGCGGGGGAGGUGGUGGAGGUUCUGCUGCUCCUCCAUUGCCAUAUGGUGGUGGACCGGGUGGAGCUCCACCAUUUCACUAUAAUAUACCACCCAUGUCACCACCCAACAAUGAACACAAGGACUUGAACACACAGUUUAUAAAUGAGGAAAUAUCUCAGGAUGUACAGCCUUCUGCAGCAACAGAUAAUAAUGUUGAUGAGGCAGCUGGUUACGACGAAAGUAUUUUGCGGCAAAAAAUGCACAAUGAUCCACCACCACGUUACUCUUCAAUUAAUCCUGUUAAUCUACAGAACGCGAACAAGCCAAAACCUCAACCACGCAGUAAAUUGCCUCCAGCAGUUCAACCUUCUGCUCCACCUUCAUCCAUGGAAAUACCGCAGUUACCAAAUGUCCCCAUGGACUUGCCAGAUAUUCCAACAGAUGAAGUAAAGCCCAAUAAUAACGAUGAUGACAUUGAUUUCGACGACUUGUCCAAACGCUUUGAAAAUCUUAAAAAACGCAAAUAAGCAAUAAAAGUGAAUAGAUUAAGAACAUUUGUCUGCUAUGAAGUGUUAUUUAAAAAAAACUUAUUAUAUUUUAUCCAUACUGUUAUAUUAAUAAAAAAAAAAUCAAAUAAAUUAUAGUCGUAAACGUUACAACAAAACGUUUAGAAAA
Molecule: messenger RNA, 1448 nt
Organism: Calliphora vicina (urban bluebottle blowfly)
Lineage: Eukaryota; Metazoa; Arthropoda; Insecta; Diptera; Calliphoridae
Gene: Ist1
Product: IST1-like protein
Exons: 6
Coding region: 59-1300 (413 amino acids)
Biological process (GO): protein transport
Source: RefSeq, a predicted model, not a curated record